UUAGGAGAGCCAGAGAGAUGCCGAUCAACUGCGCUGCGGCAGGCUGUGCAGCAACCUAUAAUAAGCACAUCAACAUCAGCUUCCACAGGUUUCCCUUAGACCCCCAAAGAAGAAAGGAAUGGGUUCGUCUGGUUAGGCGCAAAAAUUUUGUGCCAGGUAAACACACUUUUCUUUGCUCAAAACACUUUGAAGCCUCCUGUUUUGAUUUAACGGGACAAACAAGACGACUUAAAAUGGAUGCCGUACCAACAAUUUUUGAUUUCUGUACUCGUCUAAAAUCAAUGAAAUCCAAGUCAAGAAACCUUCCAAAGAAAAACCCUUGCAUCCCAACAAAACCAUCCAAUUCAAAAUCCAAUGUUAGCUGUCAGCAAGUUCUGCUUGAGCACAGCUAUGCCUUUAGAAACCCCACAGAAGCAAAAAAGAGGAUAUUUCAACUGGAGAAAAAGAUAGCAAGCUUAAGAAGAAAGAUGAAGAAUUGUUUGCAGAAAGAACGGCAAGAAACCCUGAGAUGGUUUAAAACCACAUGCUUGGUGAAUUUAGAAGCAAAUAACAUUUUGCUCAGAGGCACAUCAGAACACAUCUUACCAAAUGCCUUAAAUGAUUUUUCAUUACAAAACUUCAAAAUCCUUGUACUAGAUCAGCGAGAUCAAAUAUUACAAAUUUUCUAAAAUAAAGACAGCCCCAACCAUGGAGCCUACUUUUGAUAUUAGACAAAACUGAAUUCUGUGCCUAGCCUUCACUAGUUAGAAGUAAAAGUUAUUUACUGAAAUUAUAUUAAAAAUUAUGCUCUUAGCACAGUUUUACUUGAAAUAGUGUAAUUUUCUAGAUAAAGACUUUUACUUAUUUUCAUGGAAAUAAGAGUAAACUUUAUAUGAAAACUUCAUUUUACCAUAAGCGUAAGUGCCUUACAACAAGGAAUAUUUACUCUAGGUGAAAAUUUUCCUACAUUAAGAAAUCUUAUGUUUACAAAUGAAUUUAUUGGAGAGUUGUUUUUUUUUUUAAGAACCUGUUUUUGAAGGAAUGGUCUGUGGCAAGUAAUACUUUUAAGUCAUUUCACAGGCUUACUUUCUGUCAUAAAAGAAAUUUUCCUUGUUGAACUCUGUUGGAGGAGGGCUUUUAUAUCUAAAAAUGAUGCUGAAAUACAUAAAUUAAAUGUAACCUUGGAAAAGUGGUGUCAAUGACAUGGCAAUAUAUGGUGAAUUUAUUACAAUGCUUUUACCUUUUUUCUUAUCUGUAAAACGUGAUCUCUCGUGGAAAUACUAGACUUGCAGUGAUUUUAUACUAACUUAAAUGUUAAGUAUUAUUUGGAUGUGAAGUGCCAUUAAGUCCUUCAGAUGAGAAGAGACCAAGCAUACCUCAAAUCUGCUCAAUUGGGUACUUUGGCACCUUGAGUCCCAAUCACACCCCCUCCACACACAGACACAAGGUUGUAAAAUAGCAUCAUUGAGUCCAUUGCUUGUUUUUGCCCAAAUUACUAAAUAAGUAGAUAUUAGUGCUUUGUCAUAACAUGUUUUUUAGUUUUAUGCUCUCAUGAAUUAAGCAAUUUUUAAUGUGUAUUAGAAUAUCAAAAUUGUUUAUAAAGUAUUUAUUUUACUACUUACACAAGUACUCAGUUUAGGGCAUAGCCUUCUGAUGCAGAGAUGUACUUAGCUUUGUAAUGUCUUGACAACUUUUAAGAUUUAAUCAAUUUAUAGAUCAUUAAAUCAACAUAUAAAUUAAAUCAAUAGUUCACAUGAGUAUUCGCUUCUCUACUACUGUAAUUUUUUGUAGGGCUGCAUCAACACUAGCAUUAUAUGUGGAAAAACAACAUUUUAAUGAUUCUUUUCUAAAAUAAACCUAUAGAGAGAGUACUCUUAAAAACUAGUUAAUUGAAUCAUUCAAAGGGUUUGCCUUAUUUCAUAAAUUAUGUUUAUUCAUGUUUUAUAUUUCAGAUAUAUGUGAACAAAAUGGAAAAGUUCAUUAACUAUUCAGUAUCUUAAUCCUCAUUCAAAUGUACAAUUGUGAAUAGCCAUAGAUGGUUACCAUUUUUUCACAUAAGGGAUUUAUUUUAUGUGAAAAAGCCAUCAGACUUAUAUCUAAGGGUUUCUUUCUUUUUUUUUUAUGAUACUUGUUUACAUUCUAGUAACCAUAAAGAGCUCUAAUUUAAUUUUUCACAAAAAUUAGUUCUCUAUGGUGGAAAAUAGUUAUCUGCUCACUCAGACAAAAUGUAUACUACUGGGAGAAAAAAAUACGUCCCCUCAGAAUUUGUUUGCCAAAUAUGAUACUUUUAUGUAGCAAUGCCCAAAAUUUAGGCAAAAUAUUAGCUCCUUGAGAGCAAGGACUGCUGUUUUCCUUUCUGUAUGCACAAUACUCUGCACAUAGUGAGCACUUAAUAAAAAUCUAUUGACUUAAAUUUGUAGUACCUAACAUCAGUGUGUUUUUCACUAUCUUCCAAGAAGGUAGAGAGGAAGUACUUUGUUUUCAUUCUUACUGGGCAUUUUUCAGAAAUACUUGUGGAAAAACUUGUAAAUACUGAAAAACUUUACUCUUUUACAUAAAUAGUAUCCAGUGUUAACAUUUUAAGCAUAAUAUUUUGGUCAGGUGCCAUUUUAAUUUUUUUUCAUCAGUUUGCCAUUAGCAAAAAUAAUUGUUUCCUAGCUUAAUAUUUCUAGCAAAAGUGGUCACAUAUCCACCUAAAAUAAUUAGGUAUAAUUAUAUCUUUAAAUAUCUUUAUAAUAUUAAUAAGUAUCUUUAAAAAUAUUUGCUCACAAUCACAGAAAAACCAAGUUUCUAAUUCCAGGCAACUGAAGUAGCUAUAAAAUUGUUAGCAAUGUCUCUGGAGAAACAUAACACUACAAUUAUCAAACAUUAAAGCUUUUUGAAAAGAUAACCUAA
Antechinus flavipes (yellow-footed antechinus) is the source of this 2874-nucleotide messenger RNA. It is a transcript of the gene THAP2, whose product is annotated as THAP domain containing 2. The record is from RefSeq and is a predicted model, not a curated record. Lineage: Eukaryota; Metazoa; Chordata; Mammalia; Dasyuromorphia; Dasyuridae.